Messenger RNA from Nematocida ausubeli, 582 nucleotides. RefSeq lists its product as uncharacterized. The coding region runs from base 1 to 582 and encodes 193 amino acids. NCBI's taxonomy places the organism in Eukaryota, Fungi, Microsporidia. The record is from RefSeq and is a predicted model, not a curated record. The transcript has a single exon.
AUGGCAUGCAAUGGAGAGUGCGCCUGCUCAGAUCUUCUUCCAAUUAAGUCGCUUUUUCCUUACAUGGAGAUCGAUAAAAUAUCGGUUAUUAAUGAAGCCAAAAAAGGAUCUCUACUUGAAAUAAUUAAAGCCAGCAAUUCUGUUAAAGACAUUCCAUUUUCCUGCCAUUCCAAAGACAGUAAAGGAUUAUUAGUCAAGAUUCCAUUUAACUGCAAAGUGUCCCUAACCAAUCUACAGAUAAAAAGUACAUUCAGUAAGCUAGAAGUAUUUACAAAUAAUUUAUAUGUGAAAUUAGAAAAUCCUAAAACAUCACGGCCAGACAGCCGGAAAGCAUCCCAGUCCAGUGAACAUUCUAUCCUAAGUGAUCAUUUUCUUAAUAUUAACAUAUCGAGUAAGAACAAGUCGGUUGACACGCUAACAAUCAGACUAACAGGAAGUGAGGGUGUUGGGGAGGUAAAUUACCUAUGCAUCUGUGGGACAGUCACUGGAAUACUUCCUAAGGCAGUAAAUACAACAUAUGAAGCAUAUCCAGUAGCAGAUUUAGGGAAAAUAACAGAAGAAAUGGGGGUUAUGAGGAAAUAG